CAUUUAGGUUUAGAUAAGCUACAUUAGAUAAGCCAAAGUUAAACCUCACCAAUAGACUAAUGAGAAACAAAAUGCAAUGAUAGUCAGAAUCUCAAUGAUUAAAGUGACAGGAAAUCAAACACUCAACUGAAGAAAACUUCAUCUCACACAAGUCCUGACAAACUCUCCAUCAAACAUUUUUAAAUGAUGUGUCAUGAGUCUAUGCUGUAUUAUAAUGAACAAGAUCACAAAAAUGCUAUGUAUGAAAUGUACAUAAUGACAUUAACCAAUAUAGCAAUACAUUCAUUUUAAUUCAGUGACUUCAGUCUUCUGACUGCUUUGUUUUUGUCAUAUGAUCAUAUUAAAGGUAGACUUGCUGUUGUUCUGAAUUGUACCUUUGGUCUUGUACAAAAAUAAAUCACAACUGGGUCAUGAUAGUGAAUGUGAUAUUGUUUGAUCGUUGUAGAUUAUUAACCAGCAGCACCACUGACAUGAGAGUAGUGACUGUAUCAGAAGGGAUUUCUCAGACAUAAGCGGAUUAAGUCAGAAUUACUGACAAUAUACUGCUUGAAACAGAUGGAAAUGUAGUAGAAAACCUCAUCAGUAACUGUUUUCUGUUUUCAUUGUCCAGGAACUGUUGACUGUAAAGGGAGGGAACUAAACUUCUGUCUAGAAAUGGCAGAUCAUCAAGGACAGUUUGACUCCAUUGAUUCCAGCAGCCUAAAGCAUCCUCCUUCAUUGAACAGCCAAGAUGAUCCUCAUUCAUUGAGCAGCCUAAAGCAUCCUCCUUCAGUGAACAGCCAAGAUGAUCCUCAUUCAUUGAGCAGCCUAAAGCAUCCUCCAUUGAGCAGCCAAGAUGAUCCUUCUUCAUUGAGCAGCCUAAAGCAUCCUCCUUCAUUCAGCAGCCAAGAUGAUCCUCAUUCAUUGAGUAGCCAAGAUGAUCCUUCUUCAUUGAGCAGCCUAGAUGAUCCUCCUUCAUUCAGCAGCCUAAAGCAUCCUCCUUCAUUGAGCAGCCUAGAGGAUCCUCCUUCAUUGAGCAGCCAAGGGGAUCCUCCUUCAUUCAGCAGUAAUGGAAAUCAACCUGGAGACAUUCUUCAAAGGAAACAUGAAACCUUUAAUUAACUGAAAAGAAGCAUUGAAGAACUCAAGUCAGAAUUUGACAGAAAUCAUGAAGCUCUGACAAACCAAAUAAAGGAUCUGAAUGACAUCACAGAUUACCUGGAAUCCAUGCACAAGAACACCACAGUGGGCAGUUUGGUAGGAUCAUCAAUCGGAGCAGCGGGAGGAAUCGCAGCACUCGCAGGCCUGGCUUUGGCCCCGUUCACAUUAGGUGCUUCUUUGGUUGUUACUGGUGUUGGAGCAGCUGUUGGAGCCGCUGGAGGAGUCACGGGUGGAGCGUCGAACAUCACUAACACCAUCAAGCAGAAAAAUCUGCGCGAGACGAUUGAGAAGAUCGUCAAUGAUUUCCUGAACACAAUCAAUCCAAUGUUUGAGCUUCUGAAUAAAAUUGGUGCCAUCACAGAGAAUAUCAAACUUCUGAAGGAGACAUUAAAGCAGCAUGAAUUUCAGAAAGCAGCAAAAGGUGCUGCAGAUAUUUUAAGGAUCGCAUCUGUAGCUCAAAUUGGGAAGAUGUGUGCAGAGGCUGCUAAAGAAAUCCGCAUGUAUGUACGGACUGUCAGAGCUCUCCGUGUGCCUGCACAGGCCGCACGUGCGACAGCCUCAUCUCUCCGUACGACGGCAGCGUUCACUGGCGCACUCUCGGCUCUGUUUCUCGCUCUUGAUGUUUACAGCAUCUUUCAAGAUUCGACAGAGCUCUCUGAAAUGAAUCAACCAGCAGACGAGAGGAAAGCAGAAGAAAUCAAAUCAGAAACGCUAAAAUUUAUUCUUCAGAUGAGAGAAACCGCUGCUCAGUUUCAGAAGAUUGUGGACAGAAUUAAAGAUGCCAUAGACACUUUUGAGAAUAUUUAACAAAAUGGCAAAACUUUUAAAUCAUUUGAAUAUGCAAGAUCAGCAAAUGAUGGAAGUUCAGGGUUUGGCGUUCAAAGUCACACAUUGUCUGUCACCACUGAAAAUCAAGUGUGAUCAAGUCAAAAUUACCCCAAGCUUUACUCACCCUCAAGCCAUCCUAGGUGUAUAUGACUUUCUUGUUCCUUACAAGGACAAUCAGAGAAAUAUUAAUAUAUAAAUAUAUAUUAAUAUCUAGCUUCUGCCAGA
Molecule: messenger RNA, 2193 nt
Organism: Megalobrama amblycephala (Wuchang bream)
Lineage: Eukaryota; Metazoa; Chordata; Actinopteri; Cypriniformes; Xenocyprididae
Product: apolipoprotein L3-like
Exons: 4
Coding region: 655-1101 (148 amino acids)
Biological process (GO): lipid transport; lipoprotein metabolic process
Cellular component (GO): membrane; extracellular region
Molecular function (GO): lipid binding
Source: RefSeq, a predicted model, not a curated record